Molecule: messenger RNA, 1422 nt
Organism: Annulohypoxylon truncatum
Lineage: Eukaryota; Fungi; Ascomycota; Sordariomycetes; Xylariales; Hypoxylaceae
Exons: 1
Coding region: 164-748 (194 amino acids)
Source: RefSeq, a predicted model, not a curated record
UGAGAAGGCAAGUAUAGGUAAGUAUAGGCUCCAAUGUGGUGCUGAGGCUACUUCGUCUUCGAUGUCACAGGUGUGGCUAGGUGUGAUUGGUUACCGACUGGACGGUAACGAAUGAUCCUGGUACGGGCUAGUUCCUAAAUCAGCCACUAAGAACUCGUGGUCAAUGUGGUCAAUGUGCAGUGCCACCGUCCUAGGCGCUAAGCGCUGUGCUGCAACAUCCAUGAUCCGCUUUUCCACCCCCGCCUGUACCAUGAUACCGCAAUACUUGCAGCUUUUUAACCCCCUUCUUGUUCGCACUGUACUUAUGUACGCUUCUGAUGUCCAUACAAAGUCGCAUACAAAUCGGUUUGAGACGCAUGAGUGGGCCCUCUCAUCCGUCUCCUCCGGCUUCCCGUCAUUUGAUCGAUGUCCCGUCGGCAUGUCGCAAUCUCUUAACAUCUUCCUGCACCGUCAAGCCAUCCGCUUCUCCUUUGGGGUCUUGCGCGACGCUUCGUGCAGAGCCGGUCGAGUAAGACGGCAAAGACCUUCAUCCCAGCAGUCCAGGAGGAUCGUAACGCAUCAUAUAAUAUAUCGUCCCGUACGGUCGGGUCGGACAGCACAUCGUCUAGGACCUCUCUUCUACCUAUCCGCUACCUCGAACGCACAAUUUGUACAAAUGUCUUCGGCUCUAAGCGGGAGCCGGAGGGAUAGUUCGCCCACAUCUGGAUCGUAUCACCGUCCGUCCGAGGGUUCAUUGGCAGGCAGAUAGUCGCCGAGUUGCCAUGCGGGAUAACCGACUAUCACACUCCCGACUUUUCAAGAGACCUGGUCAAUUUUGUCUUAACCUACCAUUUGGGGGCUUAGUCUUAAUAAUUGCGACCCGAGACCCGACCAGAAAUAAAAAAGUACCCGACGGUUUUAGACCCCAAUCCCCGCCUUGUUUUUUUCUCUUUUCUUCCUCUUGUCACGCAAUGCGAGAUAUGGUAUGGUCGGAAGUUGCGAAUUGCCCAUCUGACAUACCGCAUAUUUGAUCUGUCUUCUAAGUAUAGGAACGGAGAUAGUAUAAUGUAUGGAGAAGAUAGCCAAAAAGAAGAAUAUCCCAAUUUAUAGCGGUUAUAGGAUGAGCGUUGGCUUGCUAACAACUCUAACCUUAUACAUAGUUCAUUAGGCUGAAAACUGAGAUGAAUAGUUUAUCUAGCGGAUCUCAGUAGGCGGUAUGUAUCCCAGGACGAUUUUCCCGUUUGUGGGCCUGUGGGACAGUCCGUGGUUCUAAUGUCGUACACGUAAUAAAGGUAGGCAGGUAGGCCAGGUUAGUGAACUCUAGCGGUUCUUUUGAUUUGACGAGAUCCGUUCGAAGUAGGUACUGGCAUAGCAAUUGCGGGAAUUGGGUCAAGAACUACCUUAGUAUUCUGCGGUACUCCCUGAGAUACAUCUUUUUUGCAA